Messenger RNA from Coccinella septempunctata (seven-spotted ladybird), 1446 nucleotides. RefSeq lists its product as uncharacterized. The transcript has a single exon. The record is from RefSeq and is a predicted model, not a curated record. Gene Ontology annotation, molecular function: nucleic acid binding; RNA-DNA hybrid ribonuclease activity. Bases 1 to 1446 code for a protein of 481 amino acids. NCBI's taxonomy places the organism in Eukaryota, Metazoa, Arthropoda, Insecta, Coleoptera, Coccinellidae.
AUGUUACUGGUCACCUGGGUUACCUGGACUCAACAUAUCAAAAACGUUAAAGGUGAAUGCAUGAAAAGUAUGAACAUCCUUCGAACCCUAUCUCAUCAUCACUGGGGAUGCGAUGAAGAAAUCUUGCUGAGAAUCUACAGAUCAGUAAUUCGAUCAAAACUGGAAUAUGGCAACAUUCUCUAUUCCACGUCAUGCAGAACAAAUAUGAAUCUACUGAAUACCGUACCCAAUACAGCAUUCCGCAUCAUCCUUGGAGCCUUCCGAUCAAGCCCAUCAGAGAGCCUCCAUGUAGAAGCACAAGAAAUGCCACUGAACCUUCGUCGACAGAAAACUCUCCUUUCGUAUGCUCUGAAGGUAUUUGCUAUGCCAAACCAUCCAGCACAUGAUCCGAUGAAAACAUCGAAAUACCCAACCACUAUAAAACCUAUGACGCUACUCUCAAUUCCACAGAUGGUCCAACAGCACUCAGAGUCCAUAAAUCUUAACUCAUUAGUGCCAAUGUUCUACUCGAAACAUGCUCCCUGGUCCAGACACCAACCGAUGCUAAAUACAGUCCUACAUAGAUACAAUAAACAGGAAACUCAUGGUGCAAUUCUAAAACAACAUUUCCUUGAAUUGAAAACCAAGGAGAAAUUCGAUGAGGAAUUUUACACCGACGCAUCUAAAGAUGAACACGGAGUUGCAUGCUCGAUAGUUAACGAACACAAUAACACAGUAUCCUACAAACUUCCACCUACCAGCAGCAUUCAUACUGGUGAACUGUUCGCAAUCUACAAGUCUCUAUUCAGCACCAUGACGCCAGGCCAACAUAUUGCAAUAUUCACAGACUCAUUAUCAUCAAUUCAGUCGAUAUCCAACAUAUAUUCUAAUAACCCACUAAUACAAAAAAUUCAGGAACGAUGCCAUAUAGUUAAAACCAACAAAAACAUCUCUACGACCAUAAUUUGGAUACCAUCUCAUGUGGGUAUAGAAGGAAACGAAGUUGCAGACCAAUCCGCGAAACUGGCACUAUCCUCUGAUCUUCCCAUCACAAACUUUCAGUUGCACUCAGACCUAAAGGCGACAAUAAAGUUGAAAUCCCUUCGAGACUGGCAAACAAAGUGGAAUAGCAGCAAUAACAAGCUACAUGCAAUCCAACCUGAAAUCGAUUCCCCGCUAAAAAUCAGUCUGAAUAGAAAGGACAAAAUAGUAAUUAGGAGACUAAGAAUAGCACACACCAGGCUUACACACGGCUACUUGAUGUCAUCAGAAGAACAUCCUAUAUGCGAAUACUGUCGAGAAACUCGUUUAACUGUAGAACACCUUCUAUCUCGCUGCCCACAUUAUGAUGAAAUCCGUCGUCGAAUGGGACUCAAAGAAAAUUUAAAGGACAACCUCAACUCAGCAACGCAAAUUGAAGCAACAUUGAAAUUUUUGAAAGAAUGCCAAUUGUACAACCACAUAUAA